Messenger RNA from Calypte anna (Anna's hummingbird), 3536 nucleotides. It is a transcript of the gene ITGB2, whose product is annotated as integrin subunit beta 2. Gene Ontology annotation, biological process: integrin-mediated signaling pathway; cell migration; cell adhesion mediated by integrin. The transcript has 16 exons. The record is from RefSeq and is a predicted model, not a curated record. Gene Ontology annotation, cellular component: integrin complex; cell surface; focal adhesion. Gene Ontology annotation, molecular function: integrin binding; amyloid-beta binding. Lineage: Eukaryota; Metazoa; Chordata; Aves; Apodiformes; Trochilidae. The coding region runs from base 130 to 2454 and encodes 774 amino acids.
GAAGGAAGGACUGAGGUGCGUUGCAAAGCUUCUGAUGCCCGGCUGCAUUUCCCAGCCAGGUUUGAGAAAUUGAGAUCAUCCUCAUUCCAGCCCCAGCACAGGACAGAAGAGAGGGCUUGAUCUGAGAAAAUGCUGCGUGACUGUUGCCUCCAACUGCUGGUGGUGACCUGGGUGCUGCUGCUGGUGAUGGCAGCUUUUGCCAUGGAGUGCCCCAAGAUUAAGGUGGGGACAUGCAAGGACUGCAUCCAGUCCGGUCCUGGCUGUGCCUGGUGCAAGAAACCGAAUUUCACUAAAGCUGGUGAGCCAGACUCCGUCCGCUGUGACACCAUUGAGCAGUUGCAGCAGAGGGGAUGCCCACUUGACAAGAUUGAGUUCCCAGUCAACAAAAUUACAAGGACACGAGACCAUGCCUUAAGCAGUGACAUACAGCUGACUCCCCAGGAGGCACACCUGAAACUGAGGAUAGGCCAGCCUGCUGUAUUUGAGGUGAAGUUUCGCCGUGCCGUAGGGUAUCCCAUUGAUCUCUACUACCUCAUGGACCUCUCCUACUCAAUGCUGGAUGACCUGCAGAAGGUGAAGAAACUGGGAGGGGAGCUGCUCAGGGCCCUGGAGAGUACGACCCCUUCUCGACGCAUAGGGUUUGGCUCCUUUGUGGACAAAACAGUGCUGCCCUUUGUGAACACCCACCCCAAGAAGCUGCAGAACCCCUGCCCCAAUAAGGAUGAGCAGUGCCAGCCUCCCUUUGCCUUCAAGCACAUCCUCUCACUGACUGAUGACGCCAAGAAGUUCGAGAGCGAAGUGGGGAAGCAGUUUAUCUCCGGGAACCUGGAUGCCCCAGAGGGGGGACUUGAUGCCAUGAUGCAGGCAGCAGUGUGUGGGGACUUGAUUGGCUGGCGCAAUGUCACCCGUUUGCUCGUGUUUGCUACCGAUGACGGCUUCCACUUUGCUGGUGAUGGCAAGCUGGCAGGCAUCCUGAUCCCCAACGAUGGCAAGUGCCAUUUGGAGGACAAUAUGUACAAAAAGAGCAACGAGUUUGACUACCCAUCUGUCGGCCAGCUGGUCCAGAAACUUGCCGAAAACAAUAUUCAGCCCAUUUUUGCUGUCACCAGAAGGGUGGUGGAUGUUUACAAGAAACUCAGUGAGAUGAUCCCAAAGUCAGCAGUGGGGGAACUGAAUGAGGACUCCAGCAACAUCAUUGAACUCAUCCAGGUGGCCUAUAAUAACCUCUCCUCGCAGAUCAUCCUGGACCACUCCCCCCUGCCAGAUGUCCUGGAUGUCAAAUAUGAUUCCAUUUGCAGUAAUGGCAAGUCUCUCUCAGAUGAAGAAAGAGGGCAGUGUGACAAUGUCAAGAUCAAUGAGGAGGUGAUCUUCAAAGUGAAGGUCAUGGCCAAGGAGUGCAUCAAAAGUCAAUCCUUCACCAUCCGGCCCCUGGGCUUCACAGACACCCUCACUGUCCACCUGGAGAGCUACUGCAACUGCAGCUGCAAUGAUCAGCCCAACCCAGAUGACUGCAGUGGAAACGGCAACGUCGUCUGUGGGAUCUGCAGCUGCAAUUCAGGCUACACAGGGAAGAACUGUGAGUGUGAAACCAAAGGAAAGACCAGUAAGGAACUGGAGGGCAGCUGCCGGAAGGACAACAGCUCAGUCAUCUGCUCAGGGCUGGGGGACUGCUUGUGUGGGCAGUGCUAUUGCCAUGACAGUGACGUGCCCAACAAGGAGAUCUACGGCCCCUACUGCGAAUGUGACAACAUGAACUGCGAGUUUCACAAUGGUUUCCUCUGUGGUGGCAAAGAACGUGGGAGCUGUGACUGUGGGAAGUGCAAGUGCUCGGAGGAGUACGAAGGCAGUGCCUGCCAGUGCAAGAAGUCGACAGAAGGCUGCUUGAACGCCCGCCGCAAUGUGUGCAGCCUCCGUGGGACCUGCCACUGCAACCAGUGCCAGUGCUGGGAGGGCUACCAGCCCCCCCUCUGCGAGGAGUGCCCUGGCUGCCCCUCACCCUGCAGCAAAUACGUCUCCUGUGUAGAGUGCAAGGCCUUCCAGAGUGGCCCCUUCGAGAAGAACUGCUCCCAGGCCUGCCCCAACAUCCAGGUGGCUGAGGGUUUGACAAAGGAGAAGAAAAGCAAGCACUGCAGGGAGAAGGACUCACAGAACUGCUGGAUCACCUUCCGCAUGAUCCAGGAGGACGGCGACAUGUACAGCGCUACCUAUGAUCCUAAAAAAGAGUGCCCAGAGCCUCCCAAUGUUGCGCUGAUCGUGGGUGGCACCGUUGCUGGCGUGGCCCUCAUCGGUCUGGUGCUCCUGCUCAUCUGGAGGCUCCUGAUGGAGCUGUUUGACCGCCGGGAAUACCGCCGGUUCGAGAAGGAGAAGGCCAGGGCCAAGUGGAAUGAUGCUGAUAACCCCCUCUUCAAGAGUGCCACCACCACGAUCGUGAACCCCAGGUUCAAUGGGCAAUGAAGCAAAGCAAUGCCCGCAGCUGUAGGAGCCACUCUUAAAUAAGGAAAUGCCAAGCUAAGGAAAUCUCAGACUAAGGUUUCCACCUCUUCCUAUUCCUCCUGUUGGUUUGUUCCCUUCUUCCAAGAGGCCACCAGCAUGUCAGGCAGUGGCUGAGGGGCUGCACUGCACCUGGCAAGCACCCCAUGGUUGGGUUAGUGGAGCUGGGAGAAGGGAACAGAUACAGCUUUGCUGUGGAUGGGACUGGAGAGCAGGUCUGACCAGUGGACACAUGCAACAGCUUCUGUAUCAUUUACCAACUGCCUCAGCUCUUGAUUUUAACUCUGCCUUCUGGCAGGAGUCUUGUACAUCAAGCCCCAAGACCAGCUGAGUAUGCAGAGCACUUCUAGCUUUGACUUGGAGCUGGGAUUUCAAAACUGCCAUUUCCUUUCUGCUCUAGCAGGAUUUGCUUCCAGGCUGUGCCAAGCCUUCUACUGUGCACUGGUCUCCACCACUAUGUCUGCACUACCUUCUAAAGCACGCACUGCUGAGUUGGAUGUGGAGUGUCUGGAGGUCUGCUCUGGAGGGUGCAGUGAGGUGAUAGGCCUCAAGGGCUAGUGAGCACUUUUGUUUGGGGAUGAAGAACAACUAGAGAACAUGCACUGAAUCUUCUUUCCAAAUCAUCAGAUGCUUACUGGUGUCAAUUCCUCCCAGAGCUACCUUGGGCAAUGUUCUCCUUGGGUUCCUGCAAGCUGGGCUUACCUCUGUCAGGCCUUGAGCCCUGUGCCUGGCAAGGAGGCAAGGUAGCAACCCUUUCAACUAUUAAACAUUGUCACAUGAAGCAUUGUCUGCACCUCAGAGCUCAGCCACAGCUUCAUCCACCACGCUCAGGGCCAGGUCUGCUCCCCGCUCCAUGAGCACAGCAGGAGUGCCAAGGGCCAGGCCUGCAAAAGACCUGGCAGUACCCAGGGCAUCCGCAACUCAGCUCUUUUCCAAACCAUUACUCUUACAUUGUGGGGUUAUUCCUAUGAAAUAGUGCUACAAUGCCAUGUUUUGUUUAAGUCUGGGAAGAAUUUUCAUAUAGCUGUAUUGUGUCACAUCUUCAU